This is a messenger RNA of Exserohilum turcica Et28A, 330 nucleotides long. RefSeq lists its product as uncharacterized. Lineage: Eukaryota; Fungi; Ascomycota; Dothideomycetes; Pleosporales; Pleosporaceae. Bases 1 to 330 code for a protein of 109 amino acids. The record is from RefSeq and is a predicted model, not a curated record. The transcript has a single exon.
AUGGGCGGGCGGCGGGCAAAAACCCCUCUCCUGGGCGCGCUGGUGACCCGUCGCUGGUGGCUGGUGGCUCGUCGGCGGGCAAGUGGUGUCGAGAUGGAUGUGCGUGACAGCGAUAGCGGGCGCGUGGCUGAACAAAGUCGGCCAGAAUUAGACGGACGCGCUGUCUAUGCAAAGGCGUGCAAGCGCAUGGGGAAAGGGGGCGUGUCUAGAUCGACCAAAGCGCCCGCCCCCCACUCCGAGGCGCGCCCCGAGCGCUGCCCAUUGUGCCCGUCCGUCAGUUCGCGUCAUUUGGGUGAAAUAGGGAACCGCGUCCCUUGUCCACGGCCUUGA